AUGUUAAUUCUGAAGGAGAUGUUUGGUGAGCAAGGCUGUUCUGCUAAGCAAGAAACUAUGAGGCAAAUUUAUAAUACCAAAAUGGCUGAAGAAUCAUUCAAGGAAUUUAGACUUAAUUAUAAUAUGAACAAAAAGAUUUAUGCAUUGUCUGAAUUAAUGAAUGAAUUGGUGGCCGCGGAAGGCAUUCUUGGUACAUCUAGUGUUGAUGCCAAUAUGGCUGAAGUUUCUACUUCUCAACCUAAGUCGAAAGGCAAGGGUAAGAAGAAGAAGAAGAAGAAGAAGAAGAAGGACUUCACCAAAAUUCAAAGAUUGAUCAAAGAUGGACGGUUAGAGCCAUUGGACUUUGAAGGAUUUCCAGUUUGUGAAUCUUGUUUGGAGGGUAAAAUGACCAAAAGACCUUUUGAUGCAAAAGGUAGAAGAGCCCAAGAGUUGCUUGAAUUAGUUCAUACGGAUGUAUGUGGUCCUAUGUCAACCCAAGAAAAAGGAGGUUAUGAGUACUUCAUCACUUUUACGGAUGAUUACUCAAGAUAUGGUUAUGUGAAUCUAUCGAAACAGAAGUCUGAAGCAUUAGAAAAAUUCAAAGAGUUUAGGGCUGAAAUUUAG
Quercus lobata is the source of this 603-nucleotide messenger RNA. RefSeq lists its product as uncharacterized. The transcript has 3 exons. Gene Ontology annotation, molecular function: nucleic acid binding. Lineage: Eukaryota; Viridiplantae; Streptophyta; Magnoliopsida; Fagales; Fagaceae. The record is from RefSeq and is a predicted model, not a curated record. Bases 1 to 603 code for a protein of 200 amino acids.